AUGUCUUCUUCUCGAAUUACAUGCAUUUAUAUUUUUUGUUAUGAAAAAACUUUUCAUGAAACAUUUUUAUCUAAAACACAAACCAAUAUUCGAGGAGUUUUCAAUCGCACUGAUGAAUUAAUUAAAACAUUAAGUACUGAUAUAAGAGCAUAUUGUGAUCGAUGGGCAUUUGACGAACAAAGUUUUUGGCAGGAAUAUGAUCAAUCGUAUGAUUUUUAUCAUUUAAUCAAUUCAAUUCUUGCAAAUCUUUCAACUACUAAAGAAGCACGAGAAGAAUUUAUCGAUGUUUGUCGUGCAUAUUAUCGAAAAAAUUCAACUAUGUUAGAGAAAGUAAAAGAAUUUGAAGAUAAUUAUACAGCCGAUAAAGUUAUUCGAUACUACACUCAAGAAGCUUGGUAA
Molecule: messenger RNA, 399 nt
Organism: Rotaria sordida
Lineage: Eukaryota; Metazoa; Rotifera; Eurotatoria; Philodinida; Philodinidae
Source: the annotation of a GenBank genome assembly